This is a messenger RNA of Poecilia latipinna (sailfin molly), 2014 nucleotides long. Its product is annotated as ras-related protein Rab-35. The coding region runs from base 620 to 1249 and encodes 209 amino acids. The record is from RefSeq and is a predicted model, not a curated record. Gene Ontology annotation, molecular function: GTPase activity; GTP binding. The transcript has 7 exons. Lineage: Eukaryota; Metazoa; Chordata; Actinopteri; Cyprinodontiformes; Poeciliidae.
GCUCAUCACCAGCCGCCGUCAGUCAGUCAGGUGUGGCCGCGGCGGUGGGGAGGCAUUCCGACCGGAGACAGCGCUGUUCCAGCAGGCUGCGCCGAGGCUAAAUCUAGCGACUGCUGCGGGGCCUGGAAACAUGAGCCGCCGUCCGAGCACCGAGUCCGCCAGAUGACCGAAGUUCCCUCAUCCUAAAACCCUGAAGAAGAAGAAGUGAGAUCUGUGACUCCACCUGACCGCUGGGGAAAGCGAAGUGAAACAAAGGAACAGAAACGGGAACGCCUCGCUCCGGCUGAUUUGGGACCAGAACCGGCACAAUGCCUCGGUGAUGGAGUAGCUGCGGGUGCAGAGCUGCGGGUCCAGAGCCGUGGGUGCGGCGCUGCUCCGGCGGGACGGGGAUCGGCUGCAGGAGGGCGGCUGUAACAUGCGGCCUGCAUGCUGAACGCUGCGGCGCUGCAGAAACGCCACGCGCUGCGUCUGGACGACUACAGCAGCAGAUUCACCUGGAAAUGUUCCCCAACUGGAGCUGCUGAAGUAAACACAAACUGCAUGUGCUCCUGAGGGGGUCAGAGGUCACCUCCUCAUAUGAAACUGGUUUUACUGGGAAAGUGGAUACACGGCCAAUCAGAUGGCAGGAAAAGACUACAAUCAUCUCUUUAAGCUGCUCAUCAUUGGAGACUCCAAUGUGGGGAAGAGCAGCCUGCUGCUGCGCUUCGCAGACAACUCCUUCUCCGGCAGCUACAUCACCACCAUCGGAGUGGACUUUAAGAUCCGGACGGUGGACAUGGAGGGCGAGCGCGUCAAGCUGCAGAUCUGGGACACGGCGGGCCAGGAGCGAUUCAGAACCAUCACCUCCACAUACUACAGGAACACGCACGGCGUCAUCAUCGUCUACGACGUGACCAACCCGGAGUCCUUCGUCAACGUCAAGCGCUGGCUCAACGAGAUCUCCGAGAACUGCGACAACGUCUGCAAGAUCCUGGUGGGAAACAAGAAUGACGAUCCGGCCAAGAAGAAGGUGGACACCCAGGACGCCGUGCAGUUCGGGCAGUCACUGGGCGUCCCUGUUUUCGAGACAAGUGCCAAAGAAAAUAAAAACGUAGAAGAGAUGUUCAUGGCAUUUACUCGCAUGGUGCUCCACGCCAAGAAGGAAAGCCGGGACCGCGCCGAGAGGGAGCGCUUCCGGGAGAAAGACACGGUCAACAUCAGCACCCAGAAAGACCGCGGCCACCGCAAGCGAGCCAAGAAGUGCUGCUGAGGCUCUGUGGCGGCGCGGCGGUUCUGCGGCGGCGCGGCAUUGCUGCUGCAGCGUGGUGUUGCUGCGGCGUUGGCGCUGCGCAGCCGGCGGUUCAUGGUUCAACCUGAGGGAAAAGUCUGCAGCACUGACCAGGAGCUGAGGGAGCAGGCCGCUGUUUCAUGCUCUCUGCAUGGCUCUUCCAUAAAACUGGACAUGAUACAAAUAAUCAACUUUCACGUUUCCCACCUGAAGCUGUAAAAAUAUCCUACUUCUUAAUCAGAUUUAUUUCCCCCCUUAAAACUGUAAUUUAAUCGUUAAAAACAAAUAUUAAAAUGGUUGUGAUUAAUAAUUCCUCCUGAAGUGAACUGUAAUAUGUUCUGGAGAAGCUUCCAGAGUUUCUGCUCCGUUUUCCAGACGUUUGCUCUGAUUGCAGCUGAAGGGGUAAAAACACCGGCCUGUUCCUUUAACUUCACUCCUGAACCUGUUACGUUUUAAUCCUUCAAAGGGAACGUUUUGUUACUAAAGUGAUGAAUUCGGUAAUCUGCCUUGUUUCAGUCUGAAUGACUUAAUAACCUCCUGAGAGCUUUUAAUGUCUGCUGCCAUGAAAAUGUUAAAAUAAAGCAAUAAGUCCAGAUGUUCUGUUGACAGUGACUGAGCUGAGACGCUGGUCCAGAAAAUCCUCUUCAUGUCUAAACCUGUCCUGCCUGAAAUGUAGAAAUGCAUCCGUCUGCUGCUGUUUGUGAUGCUUUGAGCAGAAAAUAAACGCUUAAAGUUUCUGGUGUUUCA